AUGUUUGCGCGAUGCCGUUCCUUACGGGGUGCCCCUGCCGUAACGACUUUGGUUGCUGCAUUGACUGUGCUUCUUCUUGUCUUUCCUGCGUCGCCGCUGCGACCGUCUUUUGUUUCGGCGGAAGGGGAAGUGGUGGAGUGGCACUGCCCCCGCUGCCCCAUUUGUGCUGUCCGUGGCACUCCGCUUCUCUUACAGCUGCGUUACUGCGUCCUGACGUCGCUUCCUGCGGCGUUGGUACGGCAAGAGUUUGCGUUUUCAAAGCAGGAGGCACUGCGUCACCGUGUCAUGAAUGAUGUAGAGGAGCUGCUGUUUACACGGGUUGCGGGACAGGAGCACGUGAAGAAGGCCAUUUUAGAGGCGGUGAGGCGGAAGUUGUCUUAUCCGGAGGAUCCACUUGUGUUACACUUUGCCGGAGACAACGGCGUUGGCAAGACGCACACCGCACGCCUGCUGUCUCUUGCCACCUCUUUGCGUUGCGCCCCAUCCCGCCCGAUGUGCGAUGCAGGUGACAACAUGCUUAUAAUCUCCGGCACUGGCUUUGAUGGGAUGCCUAUCGCAGAUGCACGGCUGCGCAUCAUGCAACGCAUAACGGCGCACCAAAAGGCCUACCCGCACGGUAUCGUCUUGCUUGACGACCUGACGGCGAUGCACCCCAAACUUGUGGCUGCCCUUGCACCGCUCCUUGGACGUGCGGAGCGUUUUGAGGAGCAGCCCGAGGGUACCCCAUCCCUCGCCCAGCUGCUUGUUGUGGUGACCACGGACUUUGGGCAGCAGGGACGCACGUGGGGGAAGAGCAUGGCGGAGGUUGAGCAACUUGUUCGUGACGAGUUUUCUGGCCUUUACGGCACACUCGUCUCCGCCUUUACCCGAACGAUGCUCUUUACCGCGUUUUCUAGGCUAGACGCGGAGCAGAUGGUUCGAAUUGCCGUGGCCGCUCUGCCGUGUGCCAAGUACUGGAGCGAUAGUGGUUCGGUCGUGGCGAGCAGCAUUGAUGAUUUGGCGGUUGCCUUUCUUGUGGAGCGGCAUCGUGAGACAUGGGAGGGGAAGGAAAACGGGCAUGCGCUGCGGCGCGCCGUGGAGGACAGUCUAAUCUCGCUUCUGUUGAAGUAUUUUGACAAACACGGCCAAGACACCGUCGUCUGGGCCUAUUUUCGGCUUGAUGAGUUGACGGCGAAAAUUGUUCUUAGCACUGGCUCAGAGUACAACCAGGCGGACGUGAGAAGCGAGGAGUCUUCGGGAAUUACUACGGGGGGUGGAGGGGCUGCCACUCGCCCUGGGGAGGAGGUAGAUGAGGUUGCUGCAAGGGGUAAAGGCCCGUACACUCUUAACGGGGAUUUGUGA
Molecule: messenger RNA, 1341 nt
Organism: Trypanosoma rangeli
Lineage: Eukaryota; Euglenozoa; Kinetoplastea; Trypanosomatida; Trypanosomatidae
Exons: 1
Coding region: 1-1341 (446 amino acids)
Molecular function (GO): ATP binding; ATP hydrolysis activity
Source: RefSeq, a predicted model, not a curated record